This is a messenger RNA of Aspergillus glaucus CBS 516.65, 2636 nucleotides long. RefSeq names its product putative C6 finger domain protein. Lineage: Eukaryota; Fungi; Ascomycota; Eurotiomycetes; Eurotiales; Aspergillaceae. Bases 92 to 2533 code for a protein of 813 amino acids. The transcript is spliced from 6 exons. The record is from RefSeq and is a predicted model, not a curated record. Gene Ontology annotation, molecular function: zinc ion binding; DNA-binding transcription factor activity, RNA polymerase II-specific. Gene Ontology annotation, cellular component: nucleus.
CCACCACCGCUAUCAAUACCCACAAACCAUCACUUAUCCAUCCGGAGUUUUAUUUUAUGCUUAACGCUCCUUCGCUUGGAUUUUUUCCGUCAUGUCUCGUUUCGAAUCUGACGCAAUGAAUUCCCGCGAGCAGUCGGAUAUGCCUCCGGCGCCCUCGUAUCCGUCCCCCAACGCGGCGCAAAUGAGCCAAGGCGCCAUGCAAUACUACACCAACCGCCAGUUGACCACCGACGAGCUCUUGUCCGCUGAGCUCUCCCGCGAAACCUCGGGUCCUAGCCUGGCAGACGGGUCGAGUAAUGGCGUUCAUCACGGCCAGUCGAUGGUUUUGGGGGCCUCCAACCCCGGUGGGCCGGAGAUGGGUCGUCCAUCGUCCCCGGAUCAACAUCAACAACAGCACAUGUUGCAGUUCACUCCGGGUCAGCAGGUGGGCGCGGAUCCGAAUCACGAUUUGAGCUAUGGUGACCAGAGUGCGAGGAGAAAGAGAUCGAAGAUUUCGCGGGCGUGUGAUGAGUGCCGGCGCAAAAAGGUCCGUUGCGAUGCUACCUCGGAAUCCGGCGUCGAGACUUGCUCCAACUGUCGCAGACUCGGUGUUGUCUGCCAGUUCAGUCGCGUCCCGAUGAAACGCGGUCCCAGCAAAGGCUACAUCAAGGAACUUGCGGAACGCCUACACACUCUGGAGAGUCAAAUGCAGCCUGCCGCCAUGGUGCACUCCGACAUGCAGUACCAGGCCAUGAACGAAGUGCCGUCCCCGAGACCUUACCAAGAGUUCUCCCCGCCAAUGGACGCAGGUCCGAUCAGUCGCAAGCGCACAUAUUCUGUCUUCGAAGGACUCCCAAGUUCGUUCUCGCAGCCGCAGUUCAACCCUCGUGGCUCGCAAAAUGCAUUUGACACGACAGAAACCUCCACGGAUCCUGUACUCGCUACCUCUGCGCCCAAGCCGGGUAACCUGUUCUGGCCGGUCAGUAAUGAAGAUGGCCUUCCCGCCGGCAUGGACAUUCCCGAAGUUUCGAAACACCCAGAGGAGGACAUGACACCGCUGGACGUGGAUGAUGGUGCACUGAAUGCCUACCACGUCAACAUUCAUCCGGUUUUCCCGAUUUUGCCGCACUCCAAGGAACGUCUGCUCGAGAUCCUCCACCAAUGCAGUCGCGAAAUCCAAGAGGUAUUCCUCUACAGUCUUUACACGGUGACACGCACCGACAUGGGUCGUGUCGCUGGCGCUUUUGGAAAAGUGGCUUCAUUCGACAAUGCGCAGGACCUUCUUUUGUACUACACGCGGCAACCUGCACUGGUCCGUUCGACUGCGGUUAAUUUGAUAUGGCUUCAGUCGAUGCUACUUAUGAUCAUGGACUGCGACUUCCGAGGACCCGACAACUUUGUGCUCAAGGACGGUGUUCCGAAGCAUACACUUAUCCAGUCUGCUAUCAAACUUGGCUCUGAUUUGGCAAAGGGUCUUGGCCAGUUGAAGAACAAGCGAGCUUCUGACCCUGACCAUGAUUCUGACGCCAACAUUACCCGACGGGAUUGGGUUUCGCUGAUUAUCCUCACUCGCUGGUAUGCCAUCAGUGUGGCUGAUCCGAGUGUCCUUGGAAACCACGAAAUUGGUGGUCGGGAAGAUGAGCGGGUUGUUGGCUCAGUCACGACAGGUGUUGGCUCUUACUCUUCAUUCUUGGUUGAAACGGUCACCCUGGCCACCUCUGACCACAACAUCUGCCAAACCAACACCGGCGUAGGACGUUUGAUCAGCGCAAACCUUGCAGCCUCUCUCGAGCGUCUCUCAGAGGUCCAAGACCUCCGCGGCUUCCACGUCCCCGAAGAGACCUCGUCCGACAGUUUCCUCGAGAGCCUCCAGAACCAGCUCUACUGGACAAUCCGGCUGCUCAUCAAGCGCCACAUCUUCGUCUACAGCCCCUACGAGAUCAUCUACAGCGCGCAAGAGCUCACCAAUGAACUCCACAAGGCAACCAUGCAAUCCCGCCUCUCCACCCCCUUCGACCUGCACAGUCUGGCCCUCGCCUCCAUGACCCUCCUUGAGGCCACUGUCCUCCCCGAAUACGCCAACGAAUGCUGGGAGUCCCUCAACAAGGUCGAAGAAAUCCUCGACCGCCGCACAAAACGCUACACCGGCGUCGAAGAAUUCCAAGAUGUCUUCGCCACCCCAGGCUGGGACAACAAGAUCCGCAUCUUCCUCGAAUGGCGCCGCGCCAAGUCCCAGGAGUCUCAGCUCCAAGAUCCCAACCUGACCAAGAACAACAGCCACAAUGGUAACAACGGCGCCGCCGCCCCGCCUCCGGUCAUGGGCCCCAACGAGCAGCGCUCGCUGCAGCACCUGGCUGACCUUGCCGUUGGCGCUGAGGGAUCUGUCUCUGCGAAUGCGAACGCGUCGUCUCCGCCACCGGCGCUACCGGAGAAUAAUUUCAAUACGGCGGAGGCGCAGGCGCAGCAGGGGCGUAUGAUUGUUGAUUUUACGUUGUUGACCAAGGAGGGGUAUUUGAAUGUGUUUUCGGGGUUGAUUUAUCGUCGACAGCGGUGAUUUUUUUUUAGUUCCCUUGGGUUCUUGUCUCUGCUCUCUUCUCUUCUUUUCUAUAAAUGGAUAAAAAGAACAUGUCGUAUAUGCUUCAUCAACUGAACUGCUU